Messenger RNA from Candida albicans SC5314, 2196 nucleotides. Its product is annotated as putative ferric-chelate reductase. Gene Ontology annotation, cellular component: plasma membrane. The record is from RefSeq and is a predicted model, not a curated record. The transcript has a single exon. NCBI's taxonomy places the organism in Eukaryota, Fungi, Ascomycota, Pichiomycetes, Serinales, Debaryomycetaceae. Bases 1 to 2196 code for a protein of 731 amino acids.
AUGAAUGCCACCAUACUAGAUUAUUUCCACUACCCGAAUGGGAAAACAAAAGAGUAUAGCAGACUACGAAAUUAUAUAACCUCAAAAUAUGGAAACAUCACCACUUUACUAUUAUUUCUAUUUAUAAUAUCCAUACCUAUUUACAAGUACUUUAUUAUUCACAAUUAUCACCAUCGAUUCAAAUCCAAUAUAAUACGUUCCUUUAACCGAAAGUUGGAUCAUUAUACUCAGCAUGAACACCAUCCAAACUGCCAAACUGCCACAUUCAAAGAUAGAUUUUAUACUUAUAUUGCCCAGUUAUUAAAAUCUAUCGUGUUCAACAUAACACUACGUUCAUCUACUAUUAUACAACUAUUGUUUUGGAUAACAUUCUUGACCUCAUUGUCUUUAGUUGAUAUUUACAAUGGCGACUUGAUAUUCUUAGCUAAACGACUUGGUCGAAUCCCAGCUAAUUGUUUACCAACAAUAUUGUUUUUGACUUUACGUCCAAGUCCCUUACCUCAUACUUUAUAUUUGACUUUGAUCCCAAUACAUAAAUGGUUGUCCAGACUAAUAAUUAUUCAGAGUGUUAUACACACGGUUUUAUACCUUGGAUAUUUUCAAAAAACGAACACGACCCAAAAGACUUUCAAACCCGAAAACAACUACGGUUGGGUAGCUUUGUUAGGAUUUGUAAUUAUUAUGAUAACUUCGUUAUCCUCAAUGAGAAAACGCUGGUAUAAGGUAUUUUAUUGCAUGCAUUACCUUUGGACAUGGACAAUAGUUGUGUGUCUUCAAUUUCAUAUCAGACCAAGUCCCUUCACAUUCUAUACACUUGCUAAUGUUUCAAUUUUGGUCGGACAAAUUGCAUACCGUGUAUGUUUGACCAGAGUGUCAAACAAAGGUGAAGUCAAGGUGUUUGAUGUUUCACCAAAUAUAGCAAUGAUUGAGUUUCCAAACCUGUUGAUUGCAAAAACCGCUACUGCACCUGGAGCACAUAUUAGACUAACUAACUACAGUUCAAGUUUCAUAGUCAGAGCAUUCAAACAGUUGAUUCCAAAUUAUCAUCCAUACACCUUAGUUUCCUUUCCCACUGACAAAUAUCAACGAUUAAUUAUUCGUAAAAGUAACUUCAAGUUAUAUAAUAUGAGAAGAUAUAUGAUAGCAGGUAGUUAUGACCCACACUUGUUGUUUAUUGGUUCAAAAUCAAGCCAAAAUUUUUCCUUGAGCAAAUUACUGGUCAAUGCUAAACGUUUAUUGAUUGUUAUUGGUGGAUCUGCUAUUUCAUUUGCAUUGCCAAUCUUGAGGGUUAUGAAUUACCAUGGGAUUCCCACUAAGAUUGUUUGGGUUAUCAAAGACUUUAGAGACGUACUAGUGCUUAGAUAUUUUGAUGGAUUCAUUCAUGGUGACGAUUUUGAGAUAUUUAUCACUGGUGAUAGCACAAUCAAAGAACAAGCAAAAACUCUUCGAAACGCAAUAAGCUGUGCUUCCAAUUUCAGCAAAAAAUCUAGAAUCUCCAGUCAUUUUGAUAUAGAACAUGAUGAAACCUCCCCGUUGUUGAGUGACAACAAUGAGUCACAAAUUCCUUUGAAUCUUGAAAAUCAAAUAGAAAAUGUCGACAUCAGUAUGAAUAGUGAUGACGAAGAAGAACAAGACAGUGAUUCAGACUGUACACACAAUGGGAUCAAUCAUUCUCGAUACGAGGACUUUAAUGACGUUGACGAUAUAUUAGUUGAUAGUAGUGAUAUUGAAGAUGGAGGGUCUGUCCGUGAAUUUGAGAUUACAGGAGAUAGUUUGAGCCCACAGAACACCACUCUGAGAAACGUUUCCCGCAAGUCGAGUGUAAAUGAACCAUUUGUUCCAUAUUUUGAACAGUCAUCAUCUGAUCAAACUAAAUCGUGGGUUCAGCAAUUUAAGCUGUUAACAAGAAGACUAAAUUUAGAGAAUAAAAUUUAUAAAGGUCGUCCUAAAUUGAAUCAUAGAUAUUACAAUUGGUGUAUCAAUGAAGGAUUUACACAGUGCUCAGGUCCCACAGAAGACGAAAACCACAAUUUGAUUUGCUGCCGUGACUUACCACGCAAUAAAGUUGUCCAAGAGGAUUUAAAUGCAGAAAAGAUCUGGGUUAUUUCUGCAGGACCAAAACCGCUUGUUGAAAAUGUUAAAUUAUGGGCCACUGAAUAUGGGUUGAAGUUUCACGAAGAAGCAUUCUAUUCAUAA